Molecule: messenger RNA, 195 nt
Organism: Ilex paraguariensis (yerba mate)
Lineage: Eukaryota; Viridiplantae; Streptophyta; Magnoliopsida; Aquifoliales; Aquifoliaceae
Source: the annotation of a GenBank genome assembly
AUGACUAGGGUAUUCCCAAGAGAGCCUCUACCUGUGGUACCUCCACCUCCAGCGCCAUCAGUUAUUCCUGUUGAGGUUCCACCAACCGCCACACUUGAUAUUCCACCACUUACUCUAGGGGCUAGCACUUCUGCACAGCCUACUACUGCCCCUCGUUCGUCUAUUGUGCUAGACCUUGAGGAAUAUAGUGAUUAA